This is a messenger RNA of Oryza sativa Japonica Group (Japanese rice), 767 nucleotides long. Its product is annotated as caffeoylshikimate esterase. Gene Ontology annotation, cellular component: membrane. The record is from RefSeq and is a predicted model, not a curated record. Gene Ontology annotation, molecular function: lipase activity. NCBI's taxonomy places the organism in Eukaryota, Viridiplantae, Streptophyta, Magnoliopsida, Poales, Poaceae.
UCUUUUUUUCCCCUUCCCGUUGCCGUUGAUUUCGCCGGGAACGCGCGAUGUGGCGAGGUCGGCGCGACGUGGGCGGUUGACGGGGGGAGGCGCCGGUGUCGCGCUUUCCUGACACCACCCGCCCACCAUAGCUUCUCUUUCCUGCUACCGGCGCGACGAACCAGAGGGCGAGCGCUGGUUGACGGGCAGCAAGACGACGCCACCGCCACCCACGUGGCACCUCGCCUUCUCCCGGGGCAACAUGCCCGACCGGUCCUUCAAGGUGCCGUGGAAGCGCGCCCUGGCGGUGGCGAGGCCGCGCAGCACCAUGGCCCCUCCGCGCGCCGCCACAGCUCGGGAGCUCCUCCGCGUGUGCUGCGAGGUGCAGUCCCGGUUCCAGGAGGUGGAGCUCCCGCUCCUGGUGGUCCACGGCGGCGACGACACCCUGUGCGACCCCGAAUGCGCGGAGGAGCUCCACCGCCGCGCCGGCAGCGAGGACAAAACGCUGCGGGUGUACCCGGGGAUGUGGCACCAGCUGGUCGGCGAGCCCGAGGAGAACGUCGACAAGGUGUUCGGCGACGUUCUCGACUGGUUCAAGUCGCACGCCGCCGCCGCCGCUGCCACGCCCGGCGAGGGGCAGCAGUAGUGGGUCCAGGUCGGUCCGCUGGUCACGCGUGCCGCGUGCGUGGGUGUCGGCGUGUGAUCCAUCAUCCAUGGCGGGUUCAAGCAAGUACGUGCGUCGUUGCCGAGUGAAACGCGAUUUGAUUUGAUCUGGUAUCCGUUGUAUA